Molecule: messenger RNA, 729 nt
Organism: Penicilliopsis zonata CBS 506.65
Lineage: Eukaryota; Fungi; Ascomycota; Eurotiomycetes; Eurotiales; Aspergillaceae
Exons: 2
Coding region: 1-729 (242 amino acids)
Biological process (GO): L-histidine biosynthetic process
Molecular function (GO): imidazoleglycerol-phosphate dehydratase activity
Source: RefSeq, a predicted model, not a curated record
AUGUCGGCCCGCACCGCGACGCUCUCGCGCGUCACCAACGAGACCAAAAUCCAAGUCUCCCUCUCGCUGGACGGCGGCGUCCUCCCCGCCUACGAACCCAGCGAGCACUUCCCCCCUCCCUCCGACCCAAAAGCUGCAGAGGCCGAAAGGCACGGCAUCGUGCCCUCGGCCGAGGCCAAGCAUGCGACCCAGUUCACCGCCACGCAGCAGAUCACCAUCAAUACGGGAAUCGGGUUUCUCGACCACAUGUUGCAUGCGCUGGCGAAGCAUGCGGGGUGGAGUUUGGCCAUCCGCGCCAAGGGAGAUUUAUACAUUGACGACCAUCAUACAACAGAAGAUACCUUCCUAGCCCUCGGCAGCGCAUUCUCAGACGCACUCGGCAAGCGCGCCUCGAUCGCCCGGUUCGGCCGCGGCGACGCCCCCCUCGACGAAGCCCUCUCAUGGGCAGUCAUCGACAUCUCCAGCCGGCCGUGGGCGGUGAUCAACCUGGGCUUCAAGCGGGAGAAGAUCGGCGACCUCAGCACAGAGAUGAUCACGCACGGCCUGCAGAGUUUCGCGCAGGCGGCGGGCGUCACGCUGCAUGUGGGCUGCUCGUACGGCGACAACGACCACCACCGUGCGGAGAGUGCGUUCAAGGCCCUUGCUGUUGCGUGUCGGGCGGCGUGUGCGAGGAGGAGCGCCGGAGAAGUCGGCGCGGGGGAUAUCGUGAGUACGAAGGGAGUUUUAUAA